This is a messenger RNA of Dunckerocampus dactyliophorus (ringed pipefish), 12629 nucleotides long. RefSeq names its product tight junction protein ZO-2-like. The transcript is spliced from 23 exons. Bases 448 to 4218 code for a protein of 1256 amino acids. Gene Ontology annotation, molecular function: cell adhesion molecule binding. Gene Ontology annotation, cellular component: bicellular tight junction; plasma membrane. NCBI's taxonomy places the organism in Eukaryota, Metazoa, Chordata, Actinopteri, Syngnathiformes, Syngnathidae. The record is from RefSeq and is a predicted model, not a curated record. Gene Ontology annotation, biological process: protein localization to cell-cell junction; establishment of endothelial intestinal barrier; cell-cell junction organization.
GGCAAAUGAGAAGGUGGGACGACAGAUGGUGCGUCAGUUGGGUGGUUCUGCAGCCCGGCUACCUUUGUACCACUGGAUCCCACGCUUACCUGGCAAUGUCUUCCUGCCUGCAGAGGCAGUGGAACACUGCUCUCAGAGCAUUCACGACUCGCCACAGGAUUGGGGCAGAAGGAGAUGGAGGCGGUGUUGUGAGUCUGGUGUUAUUUUUAGUCUCCCCUCCCUCCAGGGGCUGGACUAAUCUACCGCUGUUUGAGCUUAUCCAGAUUGGAGUUAGGACACUGAGGCAGAAAGACUGAGAACUGGGAACCUUCUUUCCUUGUGAUGCCAUUAGCACUCCUCAAGCUUAGACUGACCAUGCCGAAGCAGGACUGGCAAGUAGCUAGGUCUGUGGGUUUGUAGGGUCAGAGGGACUGUGGCCGCUCGGCUUACAAGCGCUCUGAGGACGCUAUGAGUUUGGAGUGGCUGCCGACUGGCUGCUGCCCUGGUUACCCCAGCUGGCACUGGCGCAAAGAGACCGGAAUGGGCAAAACUGGGUCCUCAGAAAGCUGCAAUGAGGGUCGAAGCAGCAGCAGCAGCAUCAAAGAGGGGGGCAGUGUACAACUGAGUGGACUUAACACUGAAGAGCUAAAAGGCAGUCUGGUGGUCCUCUACGCACCUGCUGGGAACUCCUGUCUGCUCAAAUUGAGCUCAGGAAUGGAAGAGGUAGUGUGGGAGCAGUUCACGGUAACUUUGCAGCGGGACCCCAAGAUGGGUUUUGGCAUUGCGGUGUCAGGUGGGCGUGAUAACCCAAAUGUGGACAAUGGUGAGACUUCCAUCAUUGUAUCAGACGUGCUAAAGGGAGGACCUGCAGAUGGAAUGCUCUUUGAAAAUGACCGUGUCAUUCAAGUCAACUCAGUUGCCAUGGACAAUGUGCCUCAUUCCUUUGCUGUGCAGUCACUCCGUAAAUGUGGCAAAGUGGCUAAAAUAACAGUGAAGAGACCCCGUAAGGUUUCACUCCACUCUCUGAAGCAGCCCCCUUCGCCAGACAGGGACAGCCAGGAUUAUCCCUCUACACACUAUUACGAUGCAGACAACGACAAUGGCUGGUACCACGAUGAAGGCAAAACCUCUGAAAGCAAAGCAUACCUGGAGCCUGAACACAGAGGAGGCAGAGACUACAACCAGAGGGGAAGAAGCCGUGGCGGGAGCCGAGAGAGAACCUCACCCAGCCCUGACAGAUACAGGAGGGAGGGAAGCCAAGGAAGAACUCAGAACACCAGCGCCGAACGGCAGCCAUACCCCAGCCGAGGGCGCAGCCCUGGAAGCAGAUACAGCAUGGAGGACAAGUAUGAAAGAGGAGAAGGUGGUGGAGGAAGAAAAGGCCACUACAGGAGCAAAGAUCAUCUACAUGACAGCCCUCCAUCCCCAACUUCAAGGGAACUUGAGCCACUGGAGAAACCUGUCAAUGUCAUGCUGGUGAAGAACAGACCCAAUGAAGAGUAUGGUUUACGUCUCGGAAGUCAGAUCUUCAUCAAGCAGAUGAGUAGCACUGGUCUGGCUGCUAAGGAUGGUAACCUGCAAGAGGGAGACAUCAUCCUCAAGAUCAAUGGCACAGUGACAGAGAAUCUCUCUCUGCACGAUGCUGGGAAACUGAUAGAGAAGUCGAAAGGGAAGCUACAACUCGUGGUCCAGAGAGACCGCCGCCAGAUUCUUGUCCGCAUCCCCCCUCUUGCAGAUUCUGACUCUGAUAACGAUGACAUAUCAGAGAUGGAAUCAUACCAUUCAUACUCCCCUCCAGAGGAACGGAAGUCCCAUCAGUCUGACCUGUCAUCCCACUCGUCUAAUGAACGAGACAACCCCAGGGAAGGACCCAUGAUGGCGAUGGCCAAAAUGUCAGCUAUGGCGUCACCAUUCAGAGUACCUGAAGACCCUCAGGCUUUGGCCAACCGGGAUAAUGACGCAUCAACUCACGUCACAGAGCCUCCAGUUACAACCACACCCAAGAUUCUCCUCCGACCCAGUUCAGAAGAUGAAAAGUUAUAUGGGCCAAACACAAUUAUGGUCAAUUUCCAGAAGGGUGACAGUGUGGGAUUGAGGCUGGCGGGUGGAAAUGAUGUUGGCAUCUUCAUUGCUGGUGUUCAGGAGGGCAGUCCUGCUGAGGAAGAGGGUCUCCGCAUUGGGGACCAAAUCCUAAAGGUAAACAAUGUGGAUUUUCAAGGUGUAGUCCGAGAGGAAGCAGUGCUCUUCCUGUUGGAGAUUCCAAAAGGAGAUGUGGUCACCAUUCUGGCCCAGAGCAAACCAGAUGUGUAUAACGACAUCUUGGUGUCAGGGCGUGGAGACUCCUUCUUCAUUCGGACCCACUUUGAGUUUGAAAAAGAGAUUCCUCAGAGCCUGUCUUUUAGCCGGGGGGGCAUCUUCAAGGUGGUUGAUACGCUGUAUGAUGGCAAGCUUGGUAAUUGGCUGGCUGUUCGCGUUGGCAAGGAUAAGCAGCUGCUGGAAAAGGGCAUUAUCCCCAACAAGAGCAGAGCGGAACAGAUGGCCAGUGUCCAGAGUUCUCAAAAGGUCAUUGGUGGUGAUCGAGCUGAUUUUUGGCGGUUGCGAGGCCAGCGUUCUUUGAAGCGGAAAGAUUUGAGGAAGAACUGUGAAUAUGUCGGCACCCAAACCCUGGCCACCCGCUUUCCAUCAUAUGAACGCGUGGUCCUCCGAGAGGCUGGUUUCCGGCGUCCUGUGGUACUGUUUGGUCCCAUAGCUGAUGCUGCGAAUGACAAACUGGCAUCCGAAAUGCCCAACCUGUUUGUUAUUGCUAAAACCGAGCCAAAAGAUGCUGGCUCAGAGAAAUCCUCGGGUGUGGUUCGCCUCAACACUAUUCGGCAAAUUAUUGAGCAGGAUAAGCACGCCCUGCUUGAUGUGACACCCAAGGCUGUUGACACCCUAAACUACACCCAGUGGUAUCCCAUCGUCAUCUUCCUCAAUCCAGACAGCAAGCAUGGCAUCAAGGCCAUGAGACAGAGAAUCAUUCCCAACUCCAACCGUAGCGCCCGCAAAUUAUAUGAACAGGCCAUCAAACUGAGGAAAAGCUGCUCUCACUUAUUCACAGCUACCAUAGAGCUGAACUCAACCAAUGAUGCCUGGUAUGGGAGCGUCAAGGACUCCAUCAGAGAGCAACAAAUGCAAGCCGUCUGGGUUUCUGAUGGCAAGUUGGAGGAGGUAGAGAGUGAUCUGGACUGCCAGGAUGUGGAGCGUCUCUCCUUCCUGUCCGCCAUGUCUGCUGACUACCUCAGCAUGGACAGCAGGCUGACCUCUGACCUGGAUGACACUGCAGAUGAGGCUGGGACCUACACUGACAACGAGCUGGAUACAGAGACCAUGCAUGUCUCUGCCAUUAGUCGCUCAUCGGAACCAGUCUCAGCCGAGGAGAUAUUACGCAGGUAUAGCCCAGACAUCCGUAAUCGGCUGAAAAAAAGCAGCCAUGAAGUUCCCAGUAGGUGCAGCCCUCCGCCUGUCUUCCUGACAGAUGGUAAGGUAAAGGUAUCUCUGAAGGAGGAGUCAGCCCUUUUAUCUGGCUCGGAAGUCGCGCACCAACACCAGCGUCAACAUCAACCUGCACCCCCAAGCUCUCGCCAAAACUACGAUUCUCCUUCCAGCAGUAGCCCUGCAAGCAGCAACAAUGACCCUCCGCCGCCCAUCCCCCGCUCAGCUCACUCCUCUGCUCCUCCACCUCCGCCUCCGCCUCACCUCCUCAACUCCUUUGGAAAACCCCGGACUCUGGGAGCACCCAAAUCCCAUGCUGCAUCCAAGCCCACCAGGACCACGGUGGAGAAUGCACUUCCCUCCUCUGCACCAUUGCCCAGUGAGACUGUAGCCUGUUGGCAGCUAGAGGAGGCUCCACAGGACAGUCCACCACAGGACCCAUCCAUGAACUCCUUCAUGGGAAAAGUCAAGGCCUUUGAGAAGAUGGAUCACUUUGCUCGAGCCCACAGGAUGCUGCAACUGCAGGAGGCACACGAUGCCAGGGUGGAAAUUGCCCAGAAGCAUCCUGACAUCUACGCGGUCCCCCUGAAGACAGCCAAACUUGAUCACAGUCGCCCACAGCCUAUCGGCUCCAGCUGUCGUGCUGAGCCCCAAACGUCUCCAUCUCUCAAGGAGGGGCACCCUAUCUACCCCAGCAAGGAGUCAGAAGUGGAAGCAAUGUCAGGGUACUACACCUCAACUUCCCCAUAUGAGGACACGGAACUGUAGGGUUAGCGUGCAGCCACUGUGCCUAUCCCAAAGCUGCAUAACGCAGUCUCUUUCUACACCUAGCAUUCCUCCACAUACUGCACAUUCGGCUGCUACAACUGUCUUUUCUAUUGUAAGAACACUGUCUUCACUUCUUUCUUUUUGUCAGAUGUCGAUGUUGCUUUCUUACACGAUGUACCGCCAUGAGCUUACUAGCCAAAACUGAUUAUUCAGGAACCACUUGUUUUCUUGCCUAUGCAACUCUUUCAGUUUUUGCACAGCAACGGAGCUUUGCCACAAAUUUUGCCCUCACAAAAAACCUCAGCAACUUUUGCAACAGCUUGAUCAUCACGAUCCCCUUUGAAGCUACUGGAACUGCUAGUAACUAACAAAGAUUGCAUAUAUAUUAUGACUUACUAUUACUUACGAUAUCAUGUAUACUGUAUAUAUACAGUAGAUCCCUGCUAUUCACGGGGGCUACGUUCUGAGACCACCCACAAAUGGUGAGUAAUUGAGACACCCAUAAAAAUGUUCCUUUUUGACACUGUCACCGAGCCUGGGCUAUGUCUAUGGCACAACUGUACAUAACAUUUGCUUGAGGAAGUGCGUCUAUCUGCCAUCAGUUAGCUUGAUAUUUCCACCCAUACUCACACCACACAAACCAACACACAAUGUAACUGCACCACAGAGACUUUGCGGGUAGCGAAAUAAACACACACUAAUACACAUGCAAAACAAUACUAUUUUAUACUCAUUCAUAACCCAUAAGACAUGCUGGGGAAGUGAAUCCGUGUACCGUUUGCUCAUUUGUUUGUCCGUUUGAAACCAACAUAGAAAAAACGGAUGGCGACGUGUUUUUUCAGAAUUAGUUUUUCAAAUUAAAGCAAAAAAAAUGAAUAACGUGUAGUUUGAAGACGAUGGAUGUAGUCUUACUUGGACUUGGGUGUGUGGGUAAACAAACGUAGAAUAAGACAGGAGGAGCGGGAGGAUUAAGAAUACACACAACGGCAAGUUUGGAGGCUUUUGCUAACAAAAUUACAUCUUGUUUUGUAAUUCUGCACUAGCGUCACGGCGCCAGCCUAAAGCGACGCAGGCUGGCUCGCCCCCCUCCAAACCUCUCAGAUCUUGUGUCACGAAAUCUUGCGAGGUUAAAACAUGAUGAGAUUUCCCGUUCAGAAAAGAAACUGUCUCACAGUAAUAAAUGAAUCACGCAAUAAAUUGAUUUCUUGUAUCUUGCCAUGUCCAUGCGUGUCCAUUUUCCUCGUCUCUCGCCUCAAAACAGGCAGGAAGAAGGUUCACUCUGCAUUGCUUUCACCACCUACACGCUAUAGAACAACGGCGUUGCAUAGAACAAGGGCUUGAACACAGUGAGACCUCGUCUGUCACACUGUCGCUUUGUCUCUGAGGGGGGAGGCGGGGUAGCUAGCAUACACACAGUUUGGUGUAUCUUCGUGAGGAGCAAUGCAAGGUAACAUAGUAGAGAUAAGGAGGGGGAAAGAUGAUUGCAAAGCCAAAUGCCACAAAUAUUCCCAGUGUGGGAAUAUUUUGGCUUUGGAUGAGCAAGGUGAGCUCAUCAACACAGACAAACCAGUAAAAUAAAAAGAAAACGUUAUUUAUUGUUGUUUUGCUUACUUUAAAAAGCUAAUCAUCAGUUUUGUGCGUGAUGGUUUGAAAUGGGAAAAAAAAUGAAGGAAUGAUACACGGAUUGAAGUGUCUUAUGCCUUAAUGCCUUACACAUAAAGAACACCUCCUCAAGCAAGUUGACAUUUGCCUCAGACUACGCAAGCUUUACCAAAGUCGGGCCAAUGAGAUGGAUUCUCUACCAGUAAGCAGCCUAAGUACGGAGAUUGUAAGCACAAAAUGGCGGGUUUUUACACAAAUAAAAGAAAAUGUUUGCGAAUGCUGAAUGGCGAAUAUGUGGGGAUCCACUGUAUAUCAAUAUAUCAAUCACACAUAUAUCAAAUAUCAAGUGUUUAUAGUGUCUUUGCAUUCCUUCUUACAUGACAAUGCCUGUGUAUACGUACAUACAGUACCUAUUUAUCUACAGUACAGAUAUACAGUAUAUAGAUACAUAUAUAUAGAUAUAUAUAUUCAUUGGAAACAACACCCAGUGCUGGUCCCAAUGGGAGGGUUGUGUCAGGAAGGGCAUUUGGAAUAAACAAACAAGUCAUAUCAUAUACGUCAUAUAUAUAUAUAUAUACAGUACAUACGUAUAUAAUAUACACACACACACACACACUGGGAUUGAUGAAAAUGUUUGAAGUGCCUUUUAUUUUGGUAGUCCCUCGAGGUUUGGGUUGUCCGUCCUUCCUCAUCAGCCACCCAACAGUACUCAGACCUUUGCUGCUCUCUGCUGUCAGGCUCUCAAGGAAACCAGGGAAUCCGUCACACCAAAUCCUUAAUCACGUUCACGGUAUUGUCUGCUCCAGCCAACACAGAACAGCAGUAUUAUUACGGCACUAGACUGCUCACAUCAGCAUCCAAACCAGUAUUCUUGCACCGAAUCCGAAUGUAUGCCAUACAUUUCUUGGGGAAUAUAAGGACGAUCUCUAAUGCUGUAUGUCAGUUGCCACCUUCAAUAAAUGAUCCAUUUCUUUGGCAGUGUGAGCAAAGUAGGACGUUGGUGUGACCAGACCUUGAGACCAAUUUUCUCUUUUUCUUUUAUUUGUCUUCUUGUUGUACUUUCCACAUGGUGCAUCAGUGCAUAAUGUGCCAUACACGGUUACUACCCACGAGUAUCAUAUGCACAUCAGACCACGGUUACAGUAUUUCUGUCCUUCCUACACAACUUGUUUGAGCCAUUUAGAAAAGUAAAAGUAAGUAUUUUUUCAAAGCUAUUUGAUCAUUCUUACAAGUUACAGGUUGGUAUUUGAACCUUAGCUCGAGUAUUGUCACAGAGUACAAAACAAUAAAUAAUGAAUGAUGCCUCAUUUUAGAUGUGUGAGCUUUGCUGCCAGGAUGAGCUCUUCUAAAAGUGUUGGAAAGCUGCUUUGAGAAGGAAGUGAAGUGCUUCUCUUGAUCACUGGUAAUUUAUCAGUUGUUCACCUGAUGUUUUCCUGGGGUUAAGGGUCAUAUUUCUUUAAGGUAUUGACAAAUGUGUUGACACCACAUCCUCAAUCUGCAGACGAGAAAACAUACAGUGGAACCUUGGUUAGCGCAUGCCUCAAUUAGCAUCUGUUUUGGUUAAAGUCGAAAAUGUUGCCUCUGUUUGCAUAUAUAUUUUCUGGUUUGCAUCGUGUUGUGUUACUACACUGCAAGAGGUCAACGGCGUAGCGACAGUCACGUCUCGUUCUAGUCGCUUCUGGGUGCGGGGAACCCAGGUAAUAAACGCGCUCCAAUAAUGCAAUGUCCAGACAGAUGAUUGCAUUGGAGUUAAUACUGUGUUUAUUGUAUAUGAAUGGAAAAUAAUAAUAAUUCUAUGUCCAAGAUGGCAAAUGCUAUGGCAGGUUGAAUAAAUGGAGGGUGUGAAAGUGGUGCAUGGUGUGCACGAGUGUGCGUGUGGGGUAAAAACAGUGUGACCUCCCGUCACCCUAAUUCCAUACACUGGAAUUCCACGCAACACCUCCAUACCACAAUUACCUCUAAACAAACCAGAUGAACUAAACCCAAACGCAGCAUAAAUGGCUUCUACAAACUGUGUUCUUAAUGUAUUUUCAUCACAAGACGUCCUUGAUAGCAUCCUUUGAGCAUGCUAAUACAGUCGUCCCACGUUUAUAGCGGUUAUUCGUUCCAGACUCGACCGCAAUAAAUUAAUUUCCAGCUUAGAAAACCUAUUUAUUUCUUCAAAACUUAAGCCAAAACCUUACCACUUCCACACGGAAUGGGAGGAAAACUUUUUGUCUCUCGUUAAAUCAUGUUGGACAUGCCACGGCUGACUUCAUGACUGCAAGCAGUGUUUAGGUAAUGCAAUGUAAGGUAACGUCUCAUCAGUGUUUUGUGUCAUUACUGUCACCUAGUGACCAGAAUACUGCAUAUCACUUGUAUUUCAGUAUGUUUUGACUAAUAAUUCAGUUGUUCCUGUUUUGCUUUGUGUUUGUUUGCUCGUGUGCACGCCCUCACUGUUUCCUGUUUACAUUCUGUCUGUUUCUUUUUGCGUUUACAAAAUGUAUGUUUUUAUUGUAAGACAUGCAGGGUGUUCCGCAUGUGACGCUAUAUUUGUGUUCCGCUUCUAUUUUAUCGUCAGCGUAGACCAGUAGUUUGAUCUGGUCUUAUUGGUGUGUUUAUGUUCUGUUAUCUCUUUGCAUUCUGCACUUUCGCCCUUAAAGGGAUAGUUCCGAUUUUUUGCCAUGAAGUUGGAUGACAUCCGCUUCAGCAGUGUAGUCCCGCAACAGAGACUUACCCCCCACUUUGUCUCCUAAGUCCAGUUCUGGUCGGAUUUCGGUGAUGAAGUUCCGCUUAGUUGGUGGGGACAUGUAAAUAAAGAAUUUGGCUUCUCAAAACGAUAUGCUUUCAAAAGACAAAUACAUUUGCAUCGCAAAAAUGCCUUCUCAAAAAAAUCUGACCUCCCAAAACCCUGUGCGUUAUAUUUGUCUCCCACCGUAUCCCGGCACACUGUCGCCUGCCCAUCCAUGUGUAUGUGAUGAACACACUCGCGCUAGUGCCACUCUUCUUCUGCCGCCAUCUUGUUUACGUAUGUGUUCCACAGUGGCAGAAGAUGCGGGGGUCUUCAUCACAUACACAUGAAUGCACAGGCAUUCAAGUAAAAUAGAAAUAUAAGGCAUUCAGAAGACGCAUUCAAAGCCUUUGUGAUGAUGUGUAGUAUUCUACACUGGUCACUAGGUGUCAGUAAUGUUACUGUAAUGUUCAGUGAGACACACAAGCACCAGAUUUGAUCGCCAGAACAACAGGCUUUUAUUGCAGCUUUGAAUGAUCUCACAACAGGUACAAUAAUCCCUAACACUUGCUACUGUUGCGGCUGUAUAGUAUUAAAAAGUAUAGCUAAACUAAGGGCGAAGCAAAAAAGGCUUGAGAGUAAGACACAGCAAGAUGCUCGCACAAAAAAAGGCAUCACGCCAAAGAAGACAAGGAGGACCCCAGAGCAAAACAGAAGCUUUCACUUGCCAGAGGACAAAGUGGAACACAACUAGGGAGUGUGUGAGCAGGUAAUCCAAUAAGCAGGGAAGCGGCAUCGAAGCACUAGCAUGUGUUGGGAAACCAACUCUGUGUCCUCCUGUAACAGCUGGCUUAAGUGGGCCUAACCAACACAACCUGCCACAGGUGUGCCUCCCUGCCACGCCUGCUCAGCACUCAGGUAGUCUAGGCAUAAAGAAACACUCAAUGAAUGCCCAGAAACCAGCAACCACCCAAAGUCCAAACAACAUAAAACAGAGAACAUACUGUAACACCCCACCCAGCUCCCCUAGCACCAGAACACAUGUACAGCAACACACACGAGCACCAGUCUUACAUAUACUGUAUCUGUGGCCGUUUUUACUCAUAUUGUGUCUACUAUAUUGGGUAAUAGUUGUGUAAGGGUAACUAUAGGGGUGUUAUUUCAUGUCCAGAGGGUUCUAAUAAUGUUAAAAAUCAUAUUUAGAAGGUCGUAAAGAGGUUUUCUAAUCUCUAACUAGGAAAAUAUUCCAUUUAUAAGUAAGGAAUCCUACUUUGUGGAAAUUCACUUCACAGAAACAGGAAGUUAAAGAUUACAAUUAGUUCUGAAACCAAUUAACUGCGAUAAAUGAGGGGUUACUCUAAUUAGAUUAGCCGGUACUGGAGAAUAGUAACUGUUACCUUUAACUCCAAUGCUACCAACACUAGUUAAAACAUAUUAGUGUAGUAUUUAAUAAUAUAUCUCAUUCACUCAAUAAUGAAUUAAUUUUGUUUUUAGACUAUGCUGAAGGCCCAUACAUUUUUUUUUUUUUAAAAAGCAGCGAAAAUGGUGUCAUAUUCCUCCCAGUGCCACACUUUGGACACCACCCCUGAUUUAAACGCUGAUUUAAACGCUGAAAUGUAGACAUGUCAUAUUGAUUGAUGUUGUCAUACUUCUCUGAAUAAGCACAAACAAGUUGGCCUCCACUUGUAUUUUCUGAGAAACUAAAUGCUGUGCUAAGCAAACCCUGAAUGGAAACGCAACCUAUUUGUCUAUCUAACGAGCAUAUGUAACUUCCUAAACGUUGUUUCAUACAAAUGUAAUUGGCAUGGUUUGUAGAUGAAUGGAUAUGCUACUCUUGCCAUUUGUAUGAUAGCAUAUGCUUUUUGGGACAAGUACACUCAUGAGAGGUGAGCUAGAAAGCCAACUUGUGGAGCCAACAUCAGUGAAUCAUGAAUCCACGUUUAGGACAUACUUGAGUGUAUAUAACGUCAGCCUACAUCACUUUCAAAAGGGCUUACUCUUACAAUAUUGGCACAGAACCUUGGAACCUUGGUUAGCAUCAUGAAUCCGCUCCAGAAAGUCCGACUCUAAACGUAAACGUACUCUAACCAAACCAGAUCCAUUUUUCCCAUCAGAAAUAACGUAAAUCCAAUUAAUCUGUUCCACAAAGCCAAACAUAUGAACACAAAACACGUUUUAUAGUUGUACAGUAAUACUUUUACAUCCAUGAAACAAUUGCAAAUACAUAUAAGUGAUGAAUGAAAUAGAUAAAUGAACAUUUAAGGGUACUUUUACACGGACACCACCUUCCUGUUUUGCCAUGAGUUGAAUUCAUUUGGGGUUCUCACCUCAAGUUGCAAGUGUCAGCAUUUUCAUAAAGAAGAAGAAACGCUAUUGAAUUUAUGUGCUAACAAGGACGUUUUGUGAUAAAAAUUAAGAACGCAGUGUAAUAAUAACACGACUAGACGCACGCCAUAUUGUACACUAACCGGAAAAUGUUGGCUGACAGGCAAAAUUGUGGUGUAAAUUUGAGAUGUUCACCAAAAAACACGGUAACUGAGGUAGCACGGUGUGUUAGAAUGUUGGCUAAUGCUACUUUGGGCUUUGUCUUGAUUCAACGUUCUCUGGGCAGGUAAGUGGUGUUAAGAUGUCUGAAAAGUAUUGUUUUGUUGUUUCACUUUUAAAAACAAUGAAAGAAAAAGUCUUAGCCGCUAUCACACGGUAUGUGUAUGCGUUGUGUUGAUUCUAGAAAGAGACUGUUGGUAAGUUGGUGUGAUUACCACUGACUUCGCAUCCCACUAACAUUGUGGCGGGCCACAAAGUUCCUCUUUACCUUACCUUGAAAUGAUUGUGGGUCAUUAAUUGUCCACGCCCUCAUUUUGGACAGGGCCAAUCAGCUCCCUGAAUGUGGUGGCCCUUACCAGCUCAGAUGGGGCCAGUGAACAACACUUGCUCAACCUUUUCAAUGAGGAAAGUGCUGAUGGGGCAUUUUUGGAAUUCUUGAUCAACCAGUGAUGUGUGGUUAGGUGAGGCAGAUCCUCCUGGGAAAAAACACCAAAAAAGAAUCAUGAAUGCAUAAAUUAAUAUGAAUAUUUGUCCAUGAUGAUAUUAUAAAUGUAUUUCCUGUAUGAUUCCAAUUGUUUUCAACAUUUUCUUCAGUAAAAAUGGCUGAAUUUGCACAUUCCCUGAUCAAAUGCAGGCCAGACACCUAAGGUCUCUUCUUGACUUAGUGCGCAAGCCCUGCCUACUGUCUAAGUGCACUCAGUGAGUGAGCUGAGUUGGAUUAUGGCGCCUGCCAGUUUUGUUUGCGAGCAUGUGGCCAAUAAUCGAAUCUUAUUAUACACCAUGACUUUCUGCAGCCAUUGUAAUGUCUUUAAUGUAAGUGUGACAUCAUUAUUCUUGAUAAUCCCACAAUAAAUACACAGAAAUGGCAUACGGGAGGCACUUGCAGUACUCGUUUCAUCCUGAGCGGUGGGGGCGUGUGUGAGCUGGAUGGUGCUUGUCACUGCCGUCCAUCCUUGGAGAGGAAAAUCCAGCGGGUUUUUUUGGCAGCUGGAGGAGCAAGUCAGAGGCACGAAAGAUACUUUUAUAUUCUGUUGAAUGAAUGAAUGAAUUUGACGGACAAGAUGGAGGAUUAUAUACCCAAGCUCACCAGGGAGUCAUUUACAACAAAGCAGGUACUUCGUAUACAAAUAAAAGGGAAGAACACAAAUGUUUUUAACGAAUUAAAUAAAUGUGAGGAAGAAGUAUUUGAAAAGAUUUUUUGAACAAAAUCGAAUUAUUCCCUUUUUUUUCUUGUUAUCCUCUAAAUGAGAAACCUGUAUUGGGCUCAAAGACAAGACGUCUCACUUUCAAUGUCCAAAGCAUAUUUAUUAUGCAAAAAAUACACAUUUUAAAACACUACAGUCCUCAACGCACUCUUCUUUACUUACUUAUGUGAUUAUCUGUUGUAAGAAAUGAACAUUUUAUGAGCAGUAGUGCUCAAAAGUACCAAAAAGUCCUUCCUGAUUAACGCCCAGACAUAAAAUAUAUCUCUGUUUUCACAAAAUAUUUAAAAAAAAACUUAAGAAAAGUAUAAAUCAUCUACUUGGGCAUAAUUGUGGUGAUGUUUGCAAUAAUA